Messenger RNA from Bombina bombina (fire-bellied toad), 624 nucleotides. RefSeq names its product solute carrier organic anion transporter family member 1C1. Gene Ontology annotation, biological process: sodium-independent organic anion transport; transmembrane transport. The transcript is spliced from 6 exons. The coding region runs from base 163 to 624 and encodes 153 amino acids. Gene Ontology annotation, cellular component: membrane. The record is from RefSeq and is a predicted model, not a curated record. Lineage: Eukaryota; Metazoa; Chordata; Amphibia; Anura; Bombinatoridae.
CGUGGUUAGGUCUUACACUGCAGGAGUAAUCGUGGUGUCUGUGUAUGUGAAUUGGGUCCAGCAUCAUCUCCUCAAAACUCACUGCUUUCUGUGGCUAUUGUACUCUGUCCAAGUCUCUCUUUUGAAAAGUCUAAAGACAUAACAAAUUAACAAUAAGAAAUCAUGAAGAAAACUGGAAAUUCAUCUGGAAAGAAAAGAUGUCAAGUGCCAAAACUAAAGAUGUUCCUCUGUGCACUGUCUUACGCCUACUUGACUAAAGCGUUUGCAGUCUCCUACUCACGGAGCAUGAUAACGCAAAUAGAGAGGAGAUUUAAUAUCCCAUCAUCCCUAGUUGGAGCUAUCGAUGGCAGCUUUGAUAUAGGUAAUUUGCUGGUGAUCGUCUUUGUGAGCUACUUUGGGUCAAAGUUUCACCGUCCAAGAGUGAUUUCUGUUGGAUGUUUCGUCAUGUUUUUAGGGGCUUGUUUGGCUGCGUUACCUCAUUUCCUUAUGAGACGGAUAGUCGGAGCCAGCACAUCAUCUGAGCACUAUAUCUACAGCCUAAUUUAUGACAAUCUGAAUACUCACACAGCAGAGAGCCUGUACCCGAUCCUCAGCAGAGGAAACCUCCACAGCAAAGCCACGUAA